AUGUCUCCUCAGUGGACCGCCGACGAAGAUAACUUGCUAAGACUUUUAGCUGCACAGUGCGACGAGGAUUGGUUUCUCGUCGCAAGAAGGCUAUAUGAUGCCACCAAUACAAGAAGAACGGCGAAACAAUGUCGAGAUCGAGAAUCUAAGCCGGUUUGA
Messenger RNA from Paraglomus occultum, 159 nucleotides. NCBI's taxonomy places the organism in Eukaryota, Fungi, Glomeromycota, Glomeromycetes, Paraglomerales, Paraglomeraceae. The record is from the annotation of a GenBank genome assembly.